AUGCAGGCUUCUUGGGCCCAACAAGUCACUGACCGCUUCUUUGAUGGCCGCAUCUCGCCGUCCAAGGUACAAUGCAACGCAAUUGCACAAGUCGUUUCUGGCGCAUCGACGGUCAGCCAGGUGCACAGCCCAGGCUCCAUGAGCUACACUGUCGUAUGCAAUGGGUUCUCUGGACCACGGCAGGACCUGAUUGUAUCUUUCAGGGAGCCAGGAGCCCAUCUUGACGAGGGCAUGGUGAGACUUGCCAAGGAGAUCCACGGUGACCUGGUACCCGAGUCGACUUAUCACGGAAAUGUCGAGGGCGCUGAUCCGCCUCUAUCCAUCUACUCCAUGCCCUACCUACGAGGCUUGUGCUGUCUUGAAAUCUUGCCCUUCCAGAUUGAAAUGGACCCCGAUGAAGAAGAAAAACAUGGAGUCUUUAUCAAGCACCUGGCUCGGUACUUUGCACGAUGUUGGUCCUUUCCACAGUCGGUCGACCACCAAAUCCAAGCCGAGAAACAAGACGGAAUCCGUAAAAGACUUGCACGACUUGCGGAAGAACUACCAUCGUCCAUCUUGCCAGACUCGAUGCUGCCCAAGCUCAUUGAGGCCCUGCCUUCUCUCUUCGGUCAGGACUACCCACAGGUCCUCACACAUGGAGACUUCUCGGUGACGAAUAUUCUAGUCGACGAGAACAAGUUGGAGAUUGUAGGCAUCGUCGACUGGUCUCUGGCGGCCGUCAUGCCUUUUGGCAUGGAUUUAGACGUCCUUCUCUUGACCACGGGGUUUAUGACAACCGACGGAUGGCAUGACUACGCAUGCAAGUCGAUGCUGCAACACACCUUCUGGGAGGAAUUUUGGACCGUUUCUGGAAUUGAAGAAGAGGGUCGAGGCAGAACACGAGUUCUGGCUGAAACGGCAUGUACGAUUGGCGCACUUCUUAGGUUGGCAUUCCGGCGCAAUGCCGACGGAUCCCCAUCUGAGCAGGUUUUGAUAUCGGAGAGCAACAUGAGGCGUUUGAAGGCGUGGUUUAGCGAAUAG
Metarhizium acridum CQMa 102 is the source of this 1020-nucleotide messenger RNA. RefSeq lists its product as uncharacterized. The record is from RefSeq and is a predicted model, not a curated record. Lineage: Eukaryota; Fungi; Ascomycota; Sordariomycetes; Hypocreales; Clavicipitaceae.